AGACACUUCUUAGCUUUUCCCUUGCAGGAGAAGGUGGAGUGAGACCUCGUGAGACGCUGCUCAGAGAGCUGCGGCUGUUCCCACCCUCUGCGGUUUUCUUUUAAUUUUGGAACAAUUUGGUUUUUUUGAAGGGAGGAAAAAAUGUCUUUCUUUAACUUUCGUAAAAUCUUUAAGCUCGGUGGCGAGAAGAAAAAGAAACAAUAUGAGAACGUCAAGAGAGACUUGAAUCCGGAGGAGUUCUGGGAGAUUAUAGGAGAGCUGGGAGAUGGUGCUUUUGGUAAAGUGUUCAAGGCUCAGAACAAAGAAACCAAAGUCCUUGCUGCAGCAAAGGUGAUUGAUACGAAAUCUGAGGAAGAACUAGAAGAUUACAUGGUUGAGAUUGAUAUUCUGGCAUCCUGUGAUCAUCCAAAUAUUGUCAAGCUUCUUGAUGCUUUCUACUAUGAAAACAAUCUUUGGAUCCUGAUUGAAUUUUGUGCAGGUGGAGCAGUAGAUGCAGUAAUGUUGGAACUUGAGAGGCCAUUAACAGAGCCACAGAUCAAAGUAGUUUGCAAGCAGACUUUGGAGGCACUGAACUACUUGCAUGAAAAUAAGAUCAUUCACAGAGAUCUAAAAGCUGGCAAUAUUCUUUUUACAUUAGAUGGAGACAUUAAACUGGCGGAUUUUGGCGUAUCUGCUAAAAACACAAGGACAAUACAGAGAAGAGAUUCUUUCAUUGGUACACCUUACUGGAUGGCUCCUGAAGUGGUAAUGUGUGAGACAUCUAAAGACAGGCCUUAUGAUUAUAAGGCUGAUGUGUGGUCACUGGGCAUCACUUUAAUAGAAAUGGCUCAAGUAGAACCACCUCAUCACGAGUUAAAUCCUAUGCGCGUGCUGCUGAAAAUAGCAAAAUCUGACCCACCUACAUUGGCACAGCCUUCAAAAUGGUCUUCAGAUUUUAAAGAUUUUCUAAGGAAAUGUUUGGAAAAGAAUGUAGAUGCCAGAUGGAAUACUGCUCAGCUUCUGCAGCAUCCGUUUGUUACUGUCACUUCUAAUAAACCAGUCAGAGAGUUGAUUGCAGAGGCAAAGGCUGAAGUAACAGAAGAAGUUGAAGAUGGUAAAGAUGAAGAUGAAGAGGAGGAAACAGAAAAUUCUCUGCAAUUACCAACAAACAAGCGUGCCUCCUCUGACCUUAGUAUUGCCAGCUCUGAAGAAGAUAAACUUUCACAGAAUGCCUCGAUUCUGGAAUCUGUUUCUGAGAAAACAGAAAAUAAUGCUGCUGAGGAGAAGAACAUCAGUGUAUUUCCAGAUGAUAAAACAACUGCUAAUGAACCCAAGACAAUUAAAGAUGUGGAAAUUAUUGACAAUGUGUCUGAUACCACUCCUGGAGAUAUUGUAAAUGUGCAGAAUGGGUCAGUAUUAAUUGAGGAAGAUGAGCCAGAGAAAACAUCAGGAGUUGAAAAGAAUACUGGAAAAGCAGAAGUAGUAAAUGAAGACACUGGAUCACAGACAGAAAGAAAAGAAGUUGAUACAGUGACAACAUUAGAAACAAACGAUAAACACAGUCUGAAAACAGAGGAAAGAAGUGCCAUAGAAAAUGAAGAGACAGAUGAAAAUAAACUGAAAAUAGCACCUGAAAUUGAAGAUGCCAGUAUUCAAACUAUAGAAGUGAUAUCUAAAGAGACUGGAGAGAAAGAGGAGAAAGAAAGUGGAACAGAUAGCCAGGAAAAUAAGAGUGAAGGAACAACGACAGAACAAAUUACAGAGCAAAAGGAUGAUGGUAAAUCUGAAGAAGUUCAGAAAGAUGAGAUGACAGGCAGCACUAAUGAAACUCUGGUUAAAGGUGCAGAGAAAAUGGCUGACAGAGAGCAGGAGCCAAUAAAAAAUGGAGCUGACAAUGCUCAAGAGACAGGCAGCACUAGUGAAAGACAGAUCAGUAGUGGAGAUAAAAUACCCGGGACAGUCCAGAAGCUAAUGGAAAGUAGAACUGAGCAUGUUCACGAGACAAGUAGCUUUGAAGAAACUCAGAUUAAAAGUGGAGAUGAAGUGACUGAUACAGAUCAGAAAUUAGUUGAAAGUGAAAAUGAAGAUGUUCAUAAGACAAGCAGCAUAGAGGAAACUGAGGUCAAGGAUUCAGGAAAAGUGGGUGAUAUAGACCAGAAGCCAAUACAGAGCAAGACUGAGAAUAUUCAUGAGACGAAUAGCACUGAGGAAAUUCAAGUCGAAAGUGUGGGUAAAGUGAUUGAGCCUGACCAAAAUUCAAAAACAAAUGAACCUGAGGAUACCCACGAGAACAACAUUCAGAUAAAUGCAGAGCAUUCAGAAGUUCCGUGUGAUGCACCACUUAAGAACAAGCUUCAAGAUCCUGCAGCUGAACAACCUAAUGAUUCUGAACUCACUCCAAUACCCAUUAUUAGUGUUAGCACUGAAGAAAAUGAGGAAAAAGUUAAAAUGGGUAAUCAAGCCAGUGCUGAAAUAUUACAACAGCUAGAACCUGAGACACUAAAGGAAAAUGAUACAGAAUCAGGCACUGGUUCCACAGCUGAUAAUAAUAGCAUUGAUUUGAACUUGUCCAUCUCAAGCUUCCUCACUAAAAACAAGGACACUGGAUCAAUAUCUUUACAAGAAACUAGAAGACACAAGAAAACAUUGAAGAAAACUCGCAAAUUUGUUGUUGACGGAGUAGAAGUGAGUGUGACAACUUCAAAAAUAGUUACAGAAAAUGAUUCAAAAAGUGAAGAAUUGAGAUUUCUUCGACGUCAAGAGCUGCGGGAGCUAAGACUUCUUCAAAAAGAAGAGCAGAGAGCUCAACAGCAGCUCAGUAAUAAACUCCUACAACAACGAGAACAGAUGUUCAGACGCUUUGAACAGGAAAUGAUGAGUAAAAAGCGGCAGUAUGAUCAAGAGAUUGAAAAUCUAGAAAAGCAGCAAAAACAGACAAUAGAACGUUUGGAACAGGAACACACAAAUCGCUUACGAGAUGAAGCAAAACGCAUCAAAGCAGAACAGGAGAAGGAAUUGUCCAAAUUCCAGAACAUGUUGAAAAACAAAAAAAAAGAGGUUUUUAAUGAAGUGGAGAAAGCACCAAAAGAGCUGAGAAAAGAGCUCAUGAAACGCAAGAAAGAGGAGCUUGCACAAACCCAGCAUGCUCAGGAACAAGAAUUUGUGCAGAAGCAGCAACAAGAAUUGGAUGCAUCUCUAAAGAAAAUCAUCCAGCAGCAAAAAACAGAACUAGCCAAUAUUGAACGAGACUGCCUGAAUAACAAGCAGCAGCUUAUGAGAGCUCGUGAAGCUGCAAUCUGGGAGCUAGAAGAGCGACAUUUACAGGAAAAACACCAGCUUCUCAAACAGCAACUCAAAGAUCAGUACUUCAUGCAGAGACACCAGCUUCUUAAGAGGCAUGAAAAAGAAACAGAACAGAUGCAACGAUAUAAUCAACGGCUUAUUGAAGAGUUAAAGAACAGACAAACUCAGGAAAGAGCAAGACUGCCCAAAAUCCAGCGAAGUGAAGCAAAGACUCGAAUGGCUAUGUUUAAGAAGAGUUUAAGAAUUAACUCAUCAGGCACUCCAGAACAGGAUCGUGAGAAGAUUAAACAGUUCGCUACUCAAGAAGAAAAGAGGCAGAAAAAUGAGAGGUUGGCUCAGCAUCAAAAACAUGAAAAUCAAAUGCGGGACCUUCAGUUGCAGUGUGAAGCAAACAUCAGAGAACUGCACCAAUUACAGAAUGAAAAAUGCCAUCUACUGGUUGAACAUGAGACUCAGAAACUAAAAGAGUUAGAUGAAGAGCAUAGCCUAGAACUGAAGGAAUGGCGAGAGAAACUAAGACCAAGAAAAAAGACACUGGAAGAGGAAUUUGCUAGGAAACUUCAAGAACAGGAAGUUUUCUUUAAAAUGACUGGAGAGUCUGAAUGCCUUAACCCUUCAACACAGAGCCGGAUUUCCAAAUUCUAUCCAAUCCCUAGCCUGCACUCCACUGGAUCGUAA
This is a messenger RNA of Emys orbicularis (European pond turtle), 3960 nucleotides long. RefSeq names its product STE20 like kinase (gene SLK). Lineage: Eukaryota; Metazoa; Chordata; Testudines; Emydidae. The record is from RefSeq and is a predicted model, not a curated record. Gene Ontology annotation, molecular function: protein serine/threonine kinase activity; protein binding; ATP binding. The coding region runs from base 142 to 3960 and encodes 1272 amino acids. The transcript is spliced from 19 exons. Gene Ontology annotation, biological process: protein phosphorylation.